UUCACCACCAUUUGCAGAACGAAAAGGAAAUGGCAUCACUCUCUUUGCUACUCCCACUCGGUAUUUGUGUGAGAUUAGGUUGUAUAUUUGGAAAGGGUAAUGCCUUCAGUCACCAAAGAGCACACAAAAUCAGAGUUGGUGCCUUAGCUUCAGAACCUAGGUUACAAGAUGAGUGUGCUGUCAUGAACCGGAGACGCCUGAUGAAUGUCGGAGUUGGGCUUUUAGGACUCGUGGGCGGUGCUACUUUGGCUGAAGCAGCUGGAUUGCCCCCUGAGGAUAAGCCGAAGCUAUGUGACGAUGCGUGCGAGAAAGAGCUUGAAAAUGUCCCUAUGGUAACGACUGAGUCGGGCUUGCAAUACAAGGAUAUACAAAUUGGUAGUGGACCUAGUCCUCCUAUUGGAUUUCAGGUAGCUGCAAAUUAUGUUGCCAUGGUUCCUUCUGGCCAAAUAUUUGACAGUUCACUGGAGAAAGGUCAGGUUUACAUUUUCCGGGUCGGCUCUGGUCAGGUGAUCAAGGGGUUAGAUGAGGGGAUUCUCAGCAUGAAAGUUGGAGGCAAACGUCGACUCUACAUCCCCGGACCGCUAGCAUUCCCCAAAGGGCUGACUUCAGCUCCGGGAAGGCCACGUGUCGCUGCCAACAGCCCGGUGAUCUUCGAUGUUAGUCUGCUGUUCAUCCCGGGGCUGGACGAUGAGGAGUAACUCUCAGUCAGCAUUCUCUACUCCCAUUGGUUUAUUCUUUUGGAUAUAUACCUCUGCUGUAAAAAUAUUGACUGCUACCUUGUAAAGAUGCCGGUUUUACAAGCAACGUCGAGUCUACUACUACAGGUAUGCUUGUAUGUAUAUGUAGUUGUUGAACUCGCAUUUCAAUCUCGAUUUAAAACCGAGCUGCCUUUACCCUGGAUGGACGCAGGUGGGGUCGGGUGGGAUAGACCAACCCCACCGCCGGCCAAUGUUUAUCUUCGGAGAAUUCCAUUAAUCAGCCUCUGACUCUACGACAACUUAGUUUCCAUUCCAACAUUUUAUUGCUUACACAUUUUGCACUAGAUAAAGACACAGAGAAAAAAACACUUCUUCAGACGUUGGCAAGUUGGCGACGACCUUCUUUAGCCAAUGAGUUACAACUCCUCGGUUUUCGUUUCCCGGGUCCAAAACUAGUUAGGUCGAAUAUCAAUGCCCCUAACAACAAUGAAAUGAUAAUUAAUCAUAAUUGCAAAAAAAUAUUUACCAUUUUGAUUGUUCCUAUCCCAAGAGGUUUAUUAUCAUUGUGUAAAUCAUCAAAUAUGUGUUGGUAUAUAUAGGCAGGUAGACACUGAGCGUGCCACGCCGCUAUAAUCGGUUAUCGAAAUAUUAUCAUCCAUACAUAGCUUUUUAUUAAUGAAUAUAUGAUCUAUAACUCAUGACAUACGAAUCACUUUCACUUUGUUAACACCAAUAAUUAGAACUAGAAUGUAUUGUAGUUUAAUCUUGAAUGUACUAUCGUAUUUACUUUCUUAUUCAAAUUGAAAUACUCCAUCGAUCUUCUAGGUACUUAGUACUCCUAUGAAAUAUUAGUAUGUUAAAUUGGAUAGAAAAUAAAAUAGAAAAGAACAAUAAAAUUAGACUCAAAUAUACAACUAAAAAACGUGAACAAAGCAUAACUAUUAAGCUUUAAAAAAGAACAAAAUAAAUAAGACAUCGGAAAAUUACAACAAACUAUUAGAAAUCUACUUUUCGCAACGUAGAUGCCUAUUGGGUAAAUAAAUAAAUUAUAUGGGAAAAUCAAACUGAAAACAAUUAAAUUGAAAAAAAAAACGAACUCAGCAUAUACACUAAUGAGUCAUCAUCACUACGCCGAUCAAACUGCUUAGGAGCAGCGCUAAAUCGCAAGAUUGAUUUUUUUCUCCAACAGCGGCAAAUUUAUGAUGAUUUUAAUGGAAAUCUAGAAGACCCAAAAUCAUGAGGAACAACAGCAGCAACAGUAGAGAUGAGAACAGAAGCAAAGAAACUUCUUCUUCACCUCUAGCUACCGAUUCAAGAUUCAAUCAAACUCUUAGAAAUGUUCAAGGUUUGCUCAAGGGCCGCAGCUUCCCGGGAAAGAUAUUGAUAAUUCAGAGAUCAGACCCUUUGGACCCAUCAACUCUGUAUUGGCCAAACAUUGACCGGAGGUCUCCGGAGAGUGAUAGAGAUCGUAGUGAGCACCUGGAAAGAUGGACUGAGGUAUCCAUUUUUGUUGCCAAAAUAUGCAAUCAGAUCCGUAGAAGCCCGAAAGCCAAACCUUUGACUUACUGAAUGAUGUUCGUCAUCAUUCAUGAACUUCAAAACAGAAGUAGCGCAAAUGCUAGUUCCUCAGUUAAUAACACAAAAUCUUCAAGCACGAGUAGUCAAAGCACAUCAACAGAGAUUCCUAAGUCCAGUGUAGGAGCUAGAGCUACGGAUUCUGCUAGGCUAAUGAAGUUCACAAAAGAAUUAUCUGGGUCCUCUGUCAUCUUAG
Molecule: messenger RNA, 2469 nt
Organism: Salvia splendens (bonfire salvia)
Lineage: Eukaryota; Viridiplantae; Streptophyta; Magnoliopsida; Lamiales; Lamiaceae
Product: peptidyl-prolyl cis-trans isomerase FKBP16-3, chloroplastic
Exons: 8
Coding region: 30-698 (222 amino acids)
Molecular function (GO): peptidyl-prolyl cis-trans isomerase activity
Source: RefSeq, a predicted model, not a curated record